Molecule: messenger RNA, 2185 nt
Organism: Mercurialis annua (annual mercury)
Lineage: Eukaryota; Viridiplantae; Streptophyta; Magnoliopsida; Malpighiales; Euphorbiaceae
Exons: 13
Coding region: 164-1978 (604 amino acids)
Biological process (GO): cytoplasmic stress granule assembly
Cellular component (GO): cytoplasmic stress granule
Molecular function (GO): RNA binding
Source: RefSeq, a predicted model, not a curated record
UUGCUAGAAAGUUUCAGCCCGAAAAACAAAAGUAGCAGAAACCAACUCACUUUUAUUUUACGAUCCAUCUCCCAUUCUAUUAACGUCGAGACCAUCUUUAUUGUAGUCGUUCUAAUUCAUAUUUUACAUUCAAACAUUUUCACCAAGUGUUUGGUGGGAUUGUAUGUAUACUCACAAGAACACACAGAGAUUAAAAAUGGGAUUGAAAAGCAGAAGAGAAGUAGAGUCAGAGACAUGUUUGAGUGAAUCCUUAUUGUUUGCUACCAUGUGUUUAAUUGGACUCCCUGUUGAUGUUCAUGUCAGAGAUGGCUCUGUUUAUUCUGGUAUUUUCCACACUGCCUCUGUUGAUAAAGACUAUGCUAUUGUACUGAAGGAAGCAAAAUUGGCUAAGAAAGGGAAACUUGUUGCAAAUGUAGUUAACGGGAGUGUGAUAGAAACUCUUGUGAUUCGUUCGGGUGAUCUUGUUCAAGUUGUGGCUAAGGAAGUUCUGUUUCCUUCUGAUGGUGUAAAUGGAAAUGUAGCUAGUGAUCACGUAGAAGCUGUUGCUGUCAAAGUUCAUUGUUUUGAGAGUUUCGAUAGUGAGGCCAAGGAAUCUAACAAGUAUGGUGUGGAUAAAAAGAAGAUUAACGACAACAGGAAUUCAGCCAAAAGCAAGAUCAUUUCUGCUGAUGGUUUUGUGCCAAGAAAAGCUGGGAAGGAGCUUGAUGGAAGAAAAGUUUCACAUCGAUCAGAAAUUGCUACAAAAGUUGAACUCCCGAAGCAAGAUGUGGUAGACGUUUCAAAGAGCUUUCCUGAUGCCUCAGUUUCUGGAAGACAGAUUGUAGAUGAAAGAUCACAAGGGGAGCAUGAUCAUCACAAACAAAAGUUUCAACUUGAAAGGGAGAUGAAUGAUGAUGAAGUUCAAAGCUCAAGCUCAAUCUCGAGCUUGUGUCUUUCUGAAGCAAAGGCUAGUGAGGAAGGACAACAAACAAGGAAACUGUUACCUAAUGGAGUAUUUUGUAGAAAUUCUCCCUGUUCAAGUAUAUCAACUGUUACCAGCCCUCGUGUUGAGGUGACUCAGGAAUCACAUUCUGGUGCCUUAUCUACUUCAGCAGAGCUGGUCACUCCACAAAGUUUAGAAUCCACUAGAACCUCUAAGGAUUUCAAGCUCAAUCCUGGAGCAAAAAUCUUCUGUCCGUCUUUUGCAACUCCAAUAUCAGCCAAUACAGCAGCACCUGCAGUUUCAAGCAUGGCUUAUGUACCAGGAAACUCUCCUAUGGUACCUGCUGUUGCUGUUUCUGCUCGGCCAGAAGUUGGAAUUAGCCCUUUUGUUGCUCGGCCAGAAGUCGGAAUUAGCCCUUUUGUUGCUCGGCCAGAGGUCGGAAUUAGCUCUUUUGUUGCUCGGCCAGAGGUCGGAAUUAGCCCUUUUGUUGCUCGGCCAGAAGUCGGAAUUAGCCCUUUUGUUGCUCGGCCAGAAGUUGGAAUUGGCCCUUUUGUUGCUCGGCCAUCAGUCACUGCUAAGUUUAAUCCAUACGCUAACUUGACAACUGUAAAUGGAGGCCAUGGUCCUCAAUUUUCACAACAGGUUGUUGCCCACAUGGGGAACAGGACACAGCAGCUUAGGUAUGCUGGUCAAUAUCAUGCUGUACAGGCUGCACCGGCAUAUGUGCCUCCAAAUUCUCAAGCAGUUAUGAUUGGAAGACUUGGGCAGGUUGUCUAUAUGCAGCCAAUUCCUCAUGAUUUGGUACACAGUACAGCUAGUAUCUCACCUGUAUCUGCACGUCCUCUGUUGACUCCGCAUCAUGUUCAAUAUCCUAAGCACCAAGGAAGUGCAGCAGGCCACGCUUCGCCAAUAUGUGCACCUCCGCCCUUAAUGGCGGGUGUCCAGCAACCAUUUGCAAUGCCAAACCACAUUCCUCUUCUGCAACCUCAUAUUCCUGCUAAUUGCCCCAUUCCAGUCCCAGGAUGUAAUGGUUUCUUCGCCACCAAGUUCCAGUGAAUAUUUUUAUGUUUGCUAUAAAUUCGUGAUUUUUUCCUUGAACAAUAAAAUUUUGAUCCAUAGGUUUCUUGAAAUAAUAUGUAGUAGAUGAAACUCGAGUUCUAUCAGCAGUAUACGGGGCUAAGCUCUUCCUUUUUGUUUUUCUGUAAAGCAGACAAACACCGACAAUGUUUUGAUAUAGAAUGCCAUUUGAAAGUUUCCAUUUUA